UAAAACGUAUCACUGCAUAUAUAAAAUAAUUUAGCUCUAGUUUGAUACCUCCUUCGAAGCCGUGGUUGGUGAUAUAUUAAACAACUAGACUUUAUAGAUAAAAUGUGGCGUUGAAACAUAGUAUGGUUUCAAAUGGCACAUCCUAAACUCCAUUGGUGAAUUAUUUCAAUAAAAAAUGACGGAUACGAACAUAAAAAGAAAAGCGACGAAGGACAGUGAAGAAAAAAGUGAAAGCAAUACUACAAGUAAAGAUGACGAAAACUUAAUGCAAAAUUGGAGUUUAACUUUCACAGAAUAUGCCAUGAACGACCAGUUUACAGGGGAGCCGGUUGGGAGGAGCAGGGAAGAGACUCUGAAAAGUAGUCCUGGUCAGUCACGAUCUUCUCGGCCUCCUGAUGGAAGAGGCUAUCACCUUGACAACGGCAGAUUACCUCUUAAUAUUGAAGAUCCCGUACAAAUACACGGACUAUUUCAAAAUGGAAGAAAUUCAGAUGAAAAAUUUGUAUCUGAAAAAAUAGAGGUGCAGUUGCCACAAGCAGAACAGUUAAGUGAGGACAAACAAUCAGUGAGUAUUGAAGGUAAGGCAUUGAGUAUAGCUAAGUCACGUGAUAAAAACAGUGCACGUACACGAGAAAGAAACAGUGGACAUUUCAGAAUGACAGAAAAUGCCUCUAUCAGAAGUAGUUCAGGAAAAUCUUAUAGUCAUACUGAGAAAAGAACCGAGAAUGUGCGUGAAAAACGUGCCGAUGCAAUGAAAGAAUCUACAGGUAGUAAACAAGGUGUUAUUUACAAUCACCCUGUCCUUCCGUCCAUAGGACAAAGACAAAGUUCCAGAGAAAUGCCGAAUAUAGUGGGAGGCGGACGCAGUUCCAGAGAAAAGCCGGAUAUAAUUCGAGUCGGGCGCCAAACACAUAGAGGAAAUAUACGCAACACCCCGCCGCCCCCGAAAGAUGGUUACGGUGGCAAAGUCCAACCGAUCUAUGUUAGGUUUCCUGGCCAACGGACAGGCCAGAUGAUGUUUGCGGAGAUGAAUCAGCAGUCGGGUCAAGUCCGCAUUGUGGGACGGGACAAAGAGAAGGAGAUGUUGGCUCGGUUGGCAUGGUUACUGCUGGACGCCGGUACCUCGGCUCUUCGUGCAACCUUCGACAGCAUACACCCACCCCUAAAUCUUCGAGAACACUUGAAACAGUCACACGUGAAAGCCGUGCUCCAGCGACUUCUGCAACAGACUGUUCUGACUGAGAAACAAUGGCAGCUGCUAUACCCGGUGAAGAAGAAACAUCAAUCGUCACAAAAGUAUGACAGUAGGACCUUGAUCAUUCUUCUAGAGACAAUCUGCCAUCUGUGCCCACCAUAUCCGAAUGGUUGGGGCAAGGAACCACUUCCGAAAGAUGGUUCGCUGAGUGCAGAUAUAGUCCGUCUGCAGCUACUGUUUCAGGACAUUGCUAGACACGAAGCCAUUGCCGGAGAAGCAUAUGCGCCAUGGUUCAUUCAGAUACGUGAUGUUAUCGUCCGCCUUGGUGGUCCUCCUAUCAGAAUCAAGAUUACAAGAAUAGAAACAGAGAUGAUCAACCUUGACAUGCAGCAACACUAUAUCAAGACGCUGAGAGAUACCUGGCAACCGGAUGUUAUACAGAAACUAGAAAAAGUACAUGAAUUCCGCACAAAGACAUCAAAAGCCAGAAAGGCGUAUGCAAAUUCGAAAGGGGCAGAAGAAGGACUUUCUCCGGAAGACAGGGUAACGUUAAAAAAGACGUACAAACUUCUGGUAGAAAAUGUACAAGCAGAAGAUGUCAUUGAUCGUCUGCAGCAGUCGCAGGUCGUCAAGUUCUCUGACAGGCAGGAAGUUCUCAGUGUGUCCAAGAAACAAGAACGUAUGCAAAUGUUGCUAGACAAGUUAGCCGACUCAAAACUGCCAUAUGCACUGAAAGCGUUAUUUGAUGCAAUGAAGUUCAAAUACAAAAAGUUAUACGAACAUGUCAUGGCCAUCAGGAAACAGAUAUAUAAAGAAGGCGUGGUCAAUACAAUAGAUGUGUCUGGUAUUGUGCAAGAAGCUCUGAUCAACAACUACAAGAACACAUUUUCCCGUGUUUAUCCUUUCCCGUGGAGUGAAAGUAUUCAUGGGACUAUCCGUGAUAUUUACACGCCGUUGGAUAUUGUCGACAGCAAUGGUCAUAAACUUCAUUCAAAUGAACUCCUGCCUGCACCAUGUCCUGUUGGAACUGGUCGUGGAAACAGAAUAAUGAUUGAAGGGGCAAGCGGUAGUGGAAAAUCAGUCCUCUGUGCGUGGCUUUCGUACAUGUGGGCCACACAUCCGUCUUAUUUCAAGAACAAAUACACCCAUCUGUUAUACCUUGAUAUGUCUUCAAUGGAAGGUAAUUUUGAAACCGCGGUGUACAAGAGUCUCUUUCCCAACAAUUUCAAAAUCAGUAUAAACGAGGUUUGGAAAAUGUUGGAAAAAAGAUCAAAUGAAGUGCUUGUCAUCAUCGAUAAUUAUGACAAAGGGUGUAACGUCGAUAUGACUGCAGUUUUGACUGGUACUAGGUUGAAGGAAAGUACUGUUUUGUAUGCAGUCAAUCCUGAUUUUGUUCAAAACAAUACUUUGACACCGGAUAUAAAGUGGUUCAACUUGGGGCUGAAUGAAGUUCACAUUCGCCGAUGUUUCAGAAACUGCGUGUCAAUAUCCGAACUAGAACAUGAGGAAUUCGAGAAACUGUAUCAUCUUGCGGGUCGUGAAUCGUGGCCCCUGCGACAGCAUCUUGUGAACCCCAUGUUAGCUGUGAAAGCUUUUGGGGUUUUCAGUGUGCUUCGGAAAGGUACGAUGUUGAAGGAAAUGAAAACCACGUGUGACUUACUGGAGAAAUAUGGUGCGGCAAUGGCGACUCUCUACUGUCGAAAACAGAAGAUAGACAUAAUAGGUUUCGAAUUUCCUGAUGAGAUUUUAAGUGCAAUAGAAAAGUUAGACAGAUUUGCAUUUAUAUGCAUGAUGGAGGACAAAUUCGUCUUCACGGAAGCCGAGAUCCUGGAAGAAACAAAGGAUCCUACAGUUCUUAAAUUUGGUGCUUUCAGCAGGUUUACUCAGGGAUCGAAAUUGAAAUUUGCUUGCGGAAUAUCAGCAGAUUACCUAGCGGCGCGACAUAUUGCUGACAUGGUAUACGAGGACAUAGAGACGACUAUCUUGAAGAACAAAAUGGUCAAAUUUCCAAGAUACACACAGAUGAUGUCUUUUCUUUACGGUCAAUAUCGGGAUGAUACAGACACACAGGUUCUUCAGUCAUUGUUUGACCAACUGGCAGCAAGAAACGAAUAUUGUAUCCGGGGUUUCUUCCUCCCAGACCCAUCAAUAAGUACACCCAUAGACGGCGAAGGCAAGGUCAAAGUACCACGUGGUGUUUUGCAUGACUUUUCUACCAGCUUGCAUUGCCUAGCGGAAUGCCCUGAAAGACUUGAUGCUAUAUGUACGAUAGCACAAUCGUUACCACAAAGACUCAUAAUCAAGAUGGACAAUUUGCUGGCAAUCAAGUGUGUCCAAGGCCUCUGUCUGUGUCUAGAAAAUCCAGAGUGUGCCAUACAAGAGUUGGAAAUUGAAGUUCAUCAGUAUCAUCAUUUCCAACUUCCGAUAUUCCUUCAGCUGGCAAAGGCAGUGGGUAAAUGUUCAAACCUAAAUUCCAUCAAAAUUACCUGGUCAUCAUUAGAUGUCAUGGCAAAAUUCCUCGCACAAGUUAUGGAAAACUCUCAAACAAUCGACACUGUGGUUCUGACAGAGGACCAAAGCCGAAAGCAAGUGAACGUCAAACAGAUAUCAGCGGUAACUUGGGCAGCGCUUCAGUCCGCUUGCACGUGCAUGACUUCUGUAAAUCAUUUGUCAUUUUUGUCUGCAAGAGUAACUGCAAUCGUAAAUCAUGUGUUGCAGUAUAUGCCAACAACGAUUGUUCACGUCAAUCUUACGGGAUGUGCAUUUAAUUUGAUGUGUGCGGGUCAAAUAGCGAGCUAUCUUCACGGAAACACCGCUUUACGUUUUCUAGAUCUUAGCUACGCACAAUUUAAUAGUAGCGAGUUCGUUGCCAUAUUUCAAGGUAUGCAGAUGUGCGAAGGAAUUCAGACGGUUAGGGUGCGUGGUUCUCGGCUUGAUAGGCCUUGUGUCAUCGCGCUGGCAGAAUAUAUCAAACUCACACAUUCUCUAGAAAUUCUUGACCUUAGCGACUGUGAACUGAAUACCGAAAUGUGCACGAGACUAGUAACUGCCAUCCGGCAAAACCGAACACUGCAAAAACUAGUUUUCAACAACACAAGAAUUACGACUGAGGGACGGAGGGUCAUUGCCAAAACAAAGUCUAAAGUUCAACGAGUAUAUGUUGAAGGUUUAGUUCCUAUCUACGGUUGAUAAAGACGAGAGCACACACGCAUUGCUCGAUAUAGAACAAGAUAAACUAAUUAACUAAUUGAAUGUUUACAAUUUACAAUUUGAAUGGGAAAAAUGUGCACUCAUUUCACUUUGCACCUGUGUUUUACUUAUUUACAUUCGGACUGUAAAGAUACAAGAAAUAAUUCGCAAUAUCACAACAGACAUGUAAACAUGAAAUAUAUUUUAGUGAUUCUCGUGUUUACAAUCUUAUAUUAAACACUAUGAAUAACUUGUUAUACAAUAUAUAUAUAUAUAUACUGUUUAUUCUUAUAUAUAAUAGAAUUGAGUAUUUAUAAGUAAUCUUCUUAAAAAGAAAUAAAUGCAUGAACACUUAUAAAGCGUUACAAUGUUAGUAAUAACGAGGUCAUGAUACAUAAAUGAAUUUGAAAUGAGGUUUUUCAUGUGCAUCUUUCACGAGUUGAAACUUGCCAUUUGUGUGUUUUGCUGGGCAGUGCCAAACUUUGUCCAUUUUCGUGUUGUUUUCCUCUGUUAGUUGCAUUUUGACUUUAUACUUUUAUAUACAUAUCCGUAGUUUAUACAUUAAUAAUUUCACUGCUGUAAGGAGACUGGCUGUUCCGUUUAUCGUUGUUUUUUGUCAUAUCAAAUGAUGAUAAAAGGAUAGUCGCAGGACAGUAAAGAACCUUUCUCGUGCAUUUUAAACAUAUCUGUACAUAAUUGCAUUCUUUUACAUCAACCUGAUUUUCAAUUAAAAUCAUUCUGGUA
Messenger RNA from Mercenaria mercenaria, 5128 nucleotides. RefSeq lists its product as uncharacterized. The transcript has 11 exons. Lineage: Eukaryota; Metazoa; Mollusca; Bivalvia; Venerida; Veneridae. The record is from RefSeq and is a predicted model, not a curated record. Bases 176 to 4384 code for a protein of 1402 amino acids. Gene Ontology annotation, biological process: regulation of apoptotic process.